Molecule: messenger RNA, 925 nt
Organism: Priapulus caudatus
Lineage: Eukaryota; Metazoa; Priapulida; Priapulimorpha; Priapulimorphida; Priapulidae
Source: RefSeq, a predicted model, not a curated record
GAAGAGCGAACCCGACAAAGAAGGGAACGGGCGCAGAACCAAGCCAAUAAUCAGUCAGAGCUGGAACAACUCCUUACUACCUGCAAUGGGGAGCCACUUCUAUUCGGACCGCCCAUAAAAAUCACCGACAAACAGAUAAUCGGAUGGAAAGUUCACCCUCUGGAUUCACCGGCGCCAUCUACCAUCCACGCUGAGAUUACCAGAAGCACCCUCAGAUUGAGUCGAAUGAGAGGACGAAUCCGGAACAUCUUGGGAGAAAUCGAAGAAGAGGAGAACACGCGGGAAGAACUAUACAAGCAACUCCGGAACCACCGUCUCAACUACGAACCAGAGAAAUCCCUUAAACCGAAUGCAGAUCCUCGCACCAGGAAGGCAAUAUCACUGGAACAAGAAACGCAACAAGCACUUGAUGAAUUCCGACUGGAGCCCCUCAUCUCACCCAUAAAGGAAGAAGGAAACCGGCGAUCCAAGCUGCACCAGCGACGUCGUCACCGGUGAGACCAACUAGGAGGAGACGACAACCAGCCCAACCUCAUCAGAAGACCGGUGUACAUAGAUAGAUAGAUUUUAUAUAGAUAGAUAGAUUUUAUAUAUAUUGUAGUUUGUUGUUAUUCUCAUUUUGUAAGAAUUACCAGCUCAAACCGUUCAUAUAGCAUUUUCCCGUUUGUUCAUUGUUCAUUUGCACGUGUGAUAUUUUCGUAUGUUUUACAUUUUUAUGCAAUAUUGUUCAAUUCGGGUUUUCAGAAUUUGUGAUAAGCGUUAAGCGGGAAGUUUGUGUCAAGCGUUAACCAAAGAGGGGGGUUUGGAAAAAUUGUUAAAAGGGCAUGUCACCUCCGAAUUCCAUCUGAGGGCAGAUGAUUUGAGAAGGGGGGUGUGUAGGCAUUUCGGAUAUCAGACUUGUGCCUAGCUAAUAAACUGGCUAGGU